GGAGCUAACUUGCCGUGUACUGAGAGCUAUGUGUAUGAUGUGAAUGUAUUUAAUAGAGCAGGAUCUUCCUCCUCUCUAUUCCCCAGCCCUUCUCCAACUGUUACAGUUUCCUCAAGCUCUGCUAGUUUUUAUUCAAGGAAUAAAAAAUUCUUCAUAAUAGUAGGAGGAGUAGUUGGAGGAUGUAUUUUAUUAGCAGUGUUCAUUACCUGCUUCACUUGCUGUUACUGUUACUGUAGAAAGCAGAAACGUAAAAGGGAGCAGCAGCAACAACGACUGAUAACACAAGUACAUGAACAUGAGGAACAGACUGUCAAGCUCCUUGACGAUGAAGAGGAGUCAGUCACUAGUGAGAAGACAAUCGUACAAAGCCUUAUGCCCAACAAACCUUACGACGAAGAAAGAAUGAAGAAAUACCUUGAUGAUCAGUACCGGAGCAGACAGUACCUACGAGAUAUAGAAGAGGGCGAAGACCAUACUGAGUUAGAGCUGGGGGACAAGGAGGAACAGAGGCCUAACGGUCAACAGCCGCCUCCCCCUCUUUUUGUAGGAGCUCAGAAACAAAAGAAAUCAACAAUCACUCAUUUAGCAUCUAAUAAUGAAGAAUCGAACAUGUCGUUUGGAGGUGACAGGGUCCAUAAGUUAUCACCUUCAGCUAAUCCACCUGGAGUAACAGUAUCAGUGAUGUUACCUCCUCCUUCCUCUCUCUUCCCUUCUUCUUUCCAGGAUGAUAAUGGCUAUACUCAUCACCAAGACUUUCACACGACGAGAGAAGGCGCGGCUGCAUUAAACAAGACCACACCCACCUCUACAAAACUCAAUGACAUUGAAUUAGAUUUGUUGAUUAGCCCUGAAGAUGAGGUCCCACCCAUCACCACACCUACCACUGUAUCAAUGCUAUCUUUAAAUAAUAAUAACGCCCCAUCAACUAUUGGAGGGUUAAAUGUUAUGCAACAUCCUCCAAUUAACAUUCAAACUAGUGAUUACCUUCCUAGUUUUCCAUUGCAAGCUCCACCUACUCAUACACGCCCACCUACUGGUCGCUCAACUGAAAACACACCCAUACCAUCAAAUAGCUCUUCGCUAUUGUCACUAGCUACAGUUGAAGGUCAGGGGGGCGGUACCAGCAGUGGGAACGAGAGCAAGCAGAGCAAGGAUAGCUGCUUAGAGCCUCCGGGCAGUUUUGAGAGGAACAUUAGGAAAAAUGAAAUGUUGAAUCAGGGACGUAGGCGCAUGAGGGAAGGGUCCAGGAGAACGAAAGGAGGAAGGAAAUCAAGUUCAAGGCAGUCGUUUGCUUCUCGUUCUCUCUCCAACAGAAGCAGCAGUUCUUCUGGUAUAUUAUCUUCGGGCGGUUCCACUGAUUCCGUGUUCUUAUCAAAUCCUUCAAUCAUUCGUGAUCCUCCUCGCCAUCCCUCUAAUCUAUCUCUUACUAAAACAUCAUCCGGUGGCUGUCCUCUGCCCACGGGGGCUGGUCCUUCAAGGACGAGGAGGUCCAGUGGGUUUGAGUCUGAUCCUAACACACCGAAAUCAGCUCAAAGCAUUGAAGGACAGAAUAAAGGAGGACUAGACGUGGGGACGACCUUUUUCCCUUUUCCUCCUACUACUUUAUCGAGUACUAUAAAUGGAAGUCAGAACUCUUUGACAGCUUUGCCACAGAAAGACACGAUUGCUCUGCAGCAAUCUGUGGUUGGUGAUUAUAUAGUUGAAGCUAAUAAUGUAACAGGAAUGAACGUAAUGUCUGAUCAAACUAAAUUUCCGAUAUCAGCAAUCAAUGCAGAGUAUAUUAGUGAACCAACCUGGCCUCCUCCUCCUUUCUCUUAUCAAAAGAAUACUCGAUCUAUUUCUCCUCCUCCUCUCUCUCCUCAUCUUCUUUCUCCCCCGUCUAUCUCUCCUUUAUCUCCAUCUCCUCCAACUUCUCCAUUCUCUUUCUCUCCUCCAGUCUCACCUACUAAAUCUUUCUCUACUGGAUUAAAUCAACUAAAACCAGCAACUCUACCUUCAACUAAUGCUAGUAGAAGAUCAUCAGUGGAAGAUACAAAAAGAAGAUCCUCACUCCAGCUUACUCCAGUUCAAGAACUCUUAAAUAUGAAGAGGAAUUCUCUUGAUUCAACUAACGUUCAUACACCAUCACUUUCUACUAGUAGUAGCUUCAUGACAUUACAGCAUCAAACUCCGAAAACUCCUACUACUACAACAUUCUCCUCUAAUUUCUCUCCCUCUCCUUUCUCUUCUCUCUCCUUUCCUCCUUUAACUCCCACACCAUCUACUAAUUCUUCGUUACCUUGUCCAGCAACUCAAGCUAGCACUUCAUCAUCAUUAUACUCGACUGUGUCACAGUUAACGCCAUUAAAAUCAAUGGGUUCAGUAUCAAAAUCAGCGAUGAAUCAACCAGUAGGACCACCUUUGUUCUCUACACCAUUGGGAUCGCUAUCAAGCUCAAAAUCAGGAGCUUCAUUUGGCUUAAAUAUGAGCCAAUUUGGAUCAAAUGCAACAGGAACAGAUUAUCUACCUGCAGUCCCUCCAGUAUCUCCAACAAGAAUUAAUUUAAAGCAACCAUCAGUUGUACCUACAGCUCCUCUCAUUAAUGGAGGAAUGAGAAGACAGAAUACAGAGGAAAAUACUAGCUACUCUAGUAGUGGAAGGAAUGAUAGUAGAAAGCAAUCACUGGAUUAUGUAGCUAACAACAGUGGUUCUAAUCCCUUUACUGUUCCUCUCUCUUCUUUCUAUGCUGCUAAUGUGACUAGCACUACUGCAGCUCAAUCUAGCACUAUUCUUACAAGACAGAGUCCUACAACUCCUUCCUAUACUGGUAUACCAUCUCUUUACUCUUUUAAGAGUUCAGAGCAAAAAUCACAUCCAACUUCAUCCAGCUAUACAACCGAUCAUGCAUACUUAAAGGUAGCUGAUUCUACAGUAUCUCAAUCACAGCAGCUACUAGACAAUGGAGGACUACAGUCUAUUAUAAAUGAUGAGUUGCCAUCAUUGCCCCCAGAGUUAGCAACUGUUCCAGUUACACCUACUCGUACUGAUAGUGUUACUAGUGAAGUCGAUGAUUCAUACAGUAUUCCUAGCAUGACCAGUUCAAUACAAGAACUGAUUAAUAAUAACCAGGAGGAGGAAGGAGAUUCAAUGCCAUUUUCAAUAGAGCAGUUUACUGAUGAGUCACCAUCAGCUGCUAGGACUAAUGACUAUAUCUCUUAAUUUAUUCUUUUGUCAUUUUAAUUUUCUGCCUUCCCCCUGUUUCAGUCUUGAUCAUUUUUUGAUUUAUUUCUAAUUUUA
This is a messenger RNA of Amphimedon queenslandica, 3276 nucleotides long. Its product is annotated as mucin-5AC-like. The record is from RefSeq and is a predicted model, not a curated record. The transcript is spliced from 3 exons. NCBI's taxonomy places the organism in Eukaryota, Metazoa, Porifera, Demospongiae, Haplosclerida, Niphatidae. The coding region runs from base 373 to 3198 and encodes 941 amino acids.